AUGAACAUCUCAGGAUCAGAACAAACAAUCCUGGCAAAGUACAAGAAUGAUCUUCAAAAAGCGUCGAAAAUCCUAACAUGGAAUAGGCGCUUACUUUCCCUUCUGGGGCUUUGGCCAGAGUCUCCCAUGGACCUUCUCUUUUGCGCUAGCGCAGUUUAUUACAUAUUUUACCUCGGCUUGAUCUUCGUUUCAUUCGUUUUGUAUCUUAAAAAAAAGAUACUUAAUGUCUCGAUCUUCAUCGCUCUACUUUCCUACGGUCAUAUCAGCGCUCGACUACUACUACUGCGUCGACACAACAGAACCUUUGGCGUUUUAUUCGCUGAAAUGAAGCAGGACUAUGAACUUCGAAACUACAAGUCUGAUCAAGAGUUAAGAGUGUUCCUGAAGUAUAAUAUAUUGGCAAAAUCCAUGAUUAAGUUCCUUCUUUUCUGCUCAACUUUUUUUGCUAUUGUCUUCUAUGUGAAGCCACUUCUGAUGACGUACAAUAUUCAUCGUGCUAUUCGCAAAUCACACAGAAACGCAACAGCUCCUUUCGUAUUAGCACAAAACAGCUUUUACCAAUUUUACAAGAUUACGACCGUAAAGAAGUAUGCGAUAAACUAUGUGAGCAUGUUACCAUUCUCUGUUCUGACUGGCUUCAUUAAUUGUGCAACGGAUUGCUUGGUUCUCACCAUUGGUUGUCAUUUAAGUGGCAGGUUGGCUGCGUUGUCUCAUAGAAUUCGAAAUGUAGAAUUUUGCAACGGGAGCCAGGAGUUCAAAGCUGUCAUUCGAUUGCAUCAACAAGUUUUGCGGAUCGGAGAUAUGGUGGAGAAUUCGUUGAACACUUUAAUGACGUGUCAUAUACUGACCGCCGGUGUUAUAAUGUGUUUUAUACUCUACAAAACGUUGAUUUACUUGAGGCCAGGAAAACGGAUACAUCUUAUUCACAUUGUUAUUCUACUAUCUCUUAAUAUUGUGCGGCUAUAUUUUCAUUGCUGUGUGGGAGAAUUUCUAAUGCAAGAGAGUCGAGUCGUUCACGAAGCGUUUUUCGAAUGCAAAUGGUACACAAUGUUGUUGCAAGAUCGAAAGCUCAUAGUCUUAAAUUUAUUAAGAAGUCAGCGUCCAAUUCGUUUUGCUGCUAGAGGGUUGGGAACAUUCUCUAUUGAACUAUUCUCCGAGGUACUAAAAUCAUCACUAGGCUACUUAUCAGUUCUGAGGAACGUUAUUUAA
Messenger RNA from Nasonia vitripennis (jewel wasp), 1209 nucleotides. It is a transcript of the gene Or291, whose product is annotated as odorant receptor 291. Gene Ontology annotation, biological process: detection of chemical stimulus involved in sensory perception of smell; sensory perception of smell. The record is from RefSeq and is marked inferred. The transcript has 6 exons. NCBI's taxonomy places the organism in Eukaryota, Metazoa, Arthropoda, Insecta, Hymenoptera, Pteromalidae. Bases 1 to 1209 code for a protein of 402 amino acids. Gene Ontology annotation, molecular function: odorant binding; olfactory receptor activity. Gene Ontology annotation, cellular component: plasma membrane.